Clonostachys rhizophaga is the source of this 2697-nucleotide messenger RNA. NCBI's taxonomy places the organism in Eukaryota, Fungi, Ascomycota, Sordariomycetes, Hypocreales, Bionectriaceae. The record is from the annotation of a GenBank genome assembly.
AUGGAGAGCCCGUCUCCCAAAGUCGUACCUGCUAGGAAGUUCAAGCCAAUAGCGAUUGGAAAAUGCCACGUCCAGACCGCAGCGGACCGUUUCGGUCCCGGUGCCGAGAGCGCCAUACGAGAUCGAGAGCGGCUGGCUCUGGGUGUGCCACACGAGGGUAAUGAGCCGCCGUUUCUCUGGCCGAGCGGGAGUGGCGAUGGCGAGGACGAAGAUGAGCAGGUCGAUGCUGCCGACAGAUCCAUUUAUAGAUCGGUCCCGUCCAUACAGUCGAACCGGAAUAAUUUGACUGCCCUCUCGCAACUAUACAAUCUUUACUUCGUAGCGUAUCAAGGCUGUAUCUUCGUGUACAGAUUAAGGAGCGGUGCCAAGAACGCUCUCCCCCGGCAUCCCGAUCUGCAGCUCAAGCCUCCCGCGAGCGACCAGGCUCGGGCGGUUGGAGGGCUCCUCGACGCACAUAGUGCGCACGCCAUCAACCACAUCAUUACGGGGUAUCUUGGCCACGAGGAGAUUGUCCUCGCAGCGCAUGAUGAUGGGGAUGUGACCGCUUACAAGACGAAGGAGGUCGCAGACUACGUUCUAGGCACGAAGCAAGCCGCUGAAGCUACAACUCCCGUGAAAGACACCCAGUCCGCGCCGAAUCAUGGCAAGAGACCCCGCCCAAGACAAUUCUUUCACGAGAAUGUCGGAAAAUCCGCCUGGGGACUGGCCAUCCAUCAGCAGUCUCGACUGAUUGCAAUCAGCUCCAACCGCUGGGAGGUAACUGUGUUCGCAUUCGCCCUGCAUGACAACACCUCUGGACAGCCCCGGACACCUGCGCCGAUUGAGCCACGUGAGGAUGUUGAAUCUUGGGUCCGUCAGCGACAGCGUACGUGGAGGAUUGUUAUACUACUGGGCCAGGAGGCAGAUAACUUGCCAAAUGUCUGUUUUCUCGACAACAGGGAAGGGAAUGCCGAGAAGGUCUGCGCAAUCGAUAUCAAGGGUUCGAUAUGGAUUGCGGACAUCUGGAAACCGAAACAGGCUGCAUCGCACAUCCCCCCAUUUGAUGGGCAGGACAUCAUCAGCGACGAGUUUUAUCCUUCAGUCUCGAGAGGUUGGGGAGUUCUUGCAUUCACUGAUAGCUGCUACAUGGAAGUGAAGACUGUGGAGGAACUCAUUGGGUUCCCCGAACAUGACUGUACCAUCAAGUCAUCCCGGCAAUCGUUGACUCAGCCUCUGGCCAAGAUACAGCCAGUUCUUGAAAACAUCCCUGAGAAUCCUUGCCGGCCAUCUGAUACAGACAGGUCUGUAUUGAGGCGGGCGUUGCUCGAGCAUUUUCAUAAUCCUCUCGAGCAGAUGAUGGCGGUACCACAGGAGAAUUUCAUUCUAUUUGGUGAUGGGUUUGGUAGUGAAGGUGAGGAUGAUGAUGUGUAUGACGAGGAUGAAGACGAGGACGAGGAUGGGGAUGAUGAUGAAGACGAGGAUGAAGAUGAAGAUGAAGAUGAAGACGAGGAGGAUGAGGAUGAUCAGGAUGAUGAAGAUGAAGAUGAGGAUGAGGAUGAGGAUGACGACGAUGGCGAUGACGACUUUGAUUACGGCAAUUCCGGAAUCCUGGGUAGUGAGGCAGUAGCAGCAGACCCUGGGGGCUCUAUGCCUACGCCCAUGGCAGAUGUCGUGAGCGUUAUACCUUUACAGCAUGUGUUCCAGGACUUCGAGCAACUGCCAGAAGUACAGCCGCCUCCUCACGCCUUGUGGCUUGCAGCGCAUCCGCCGAGCGGAUCAGCACAGAUUCAACAGCUUGCGUGGCCUUUCGAGGCCACGUUUCAGGAUCUGAGCGACGCGUUGGGAGAAUUAGAAGACGCAUUUGGUGAGCUCGAGGAUGCCCUGCCCCAUAUCGGCUCCUCUCUCCCACAGUUGCACGUGGCUUUGGCCAAUUCCUCCAAUUCUAUAUUGCAAUGUCCCAGGCACGGGUGCCGGGUGCCUGAAACCAGGAUUACAGAGCCAAGCCCACUGAUCCUGGAGCGACUGUUGCAAAUGAUAUACUACCCGCAUACCGCGGAGGUGACGCCAGCACCUAUGGACAAAUCCUCGCGGAUCAUGUUCGCCAAAUCAUCCAGCAUGGACUAUAACAUGAACCGCACCCGACUGUAUGGUGCUUUUGAACGCUUAGCACCAGGAUAUCGCAUCCUGCGAGCAUACGAAAAGGACUUCGAGUUGUUUGAGCUCCCGCGGCCAGGGGCAGAGCUGCGGAGAGAUAUUGGCAUGUUUUGUGGUAAUGCUCUCGAGUUUGAGCGUUUCCAGGAUCCGCUCACCUCGUGGAGUUUCCGGGCAACAAGCAGACUCAGCCUGCUGGCACAUGUUCCCGAGAUGUGCAUCGUUGUUCUCGGAUCGCCAACGGGACGUGUGCUGGUCGCAUCAUUGACUCGGCUGCGCUCCAAGGAGAACGAUUUUAAGGGACGAGGGAUGUGGAGGCGCGGAAUCCGAGUGGAAUGGGUUCUUCCCAACAAAAUAGAUGAAAGAAACCAUCGGACAACCAGGCGAGCCCUCCAUGGGAUGGCAAUCGGCCGCAUACCUGAUGAUGGCGACCAAAAUGGUGAGCAGAUUGGAAGAGGGGCGUCCCUCCCGCGACGAUACCGGCUGAUGCUUCACUACCAAAACCACGACAUCUUUUCUUACGAAGUUACGAGAAACGAGCAAACGGGCAAGAUCUGUCUGUUCUGA